Molecule: messenger RNA, 2663 nt
Organism: Cynara cardunculus var. scolymus (artichoke)
Lineage: Eukaryota; Viridiplantae; Streptophyta; Magnoliopsida; Asterales; Asteraceae
Product: probable serine/threonine-protein kinase At1g54610
Exons: 8
Coding region: 597-2495 (632 amino acids)
Biological process (GO): protein phosphorylation; positive regulation of transcription elongation by RNA polymerase II
Cellular component (GO): nucleus; cyclin-dependent protein kinase holoenzyme complex
Molecular function (GO): ATP binding; cyclin-dependent protein serine/threonine kinase activity; RNA polymerase II CTD heptapeptide repeat kinase activity
Source: RefSeq, a predicted model, not a curated record
ACACUGCCACCAUUAACGCAUCCUCUGUUUUUUUAGGGUUUCAUUCCAUUUUUAUUUUCAAUCUCUCUGCUCCCAAUUUCAUUCUUCAAAUUAACAACCAAGAAAUCAAUCAAACGGAUUAAGUUUUUGAGGUAGAUUCAGCAGAGUAUCAUCUCUUUCACCGACUCCCGCCGGUGUGUAUUGUAUAGGUAUAUAUGAUUAUUUGUUUCUCUAUUAAGAUUAAAUUUAUAUCUCAAGAACCAAAGGGUUCGGACUGUAAUUCGCUUCUUCGGAAAACGGUCCCAAAUUUCUCAACUUUGAAUAGCCCAUUCAAACCCUAAUCUUGAGUUAAUGGGUGUUUCUAUUGAAUCGGAUUCAUCACUUGUUUUCAAAUUCAUAUUGAGGACCAUUGGUUUUUGCGGCUGUCUUGGUUGAAACUGGAGGGAUUAUGUGUUAGUGUUAAUAAUCAUGAUUAAUAGAUAAUUUUGGGACAGAAGUGAAUUUUUGACCUUCUGGUUAGUUUAAAUUUUCAAAUUCUAUUGGUGCUUUUUUGGUGAAAUUACAACCUUUUAGGACUGUAAGAAGAUAGGGUAUUUGUUUGUUUGUUGGUAAAUUUGAUGGGUGGGAUUUGCGUUAAGCCUUCUGGUGGGAGCCCCAGGGAGAGAAGGUCUAGUAAAUUGUCAUCCGAAUCGCGGGUAUUACAGUCGAACUCCAAAAAUCGAGCUGAAGUUCGAACUGGGUCGAUUGACAAGAGAUUGAAUUCUUCUAGAAGAGUGCGGUAUGAUCAAUUUGAGAAGAAGAAAGAGGGUUCUGGAGUCAUUGUUGGUAAUAUUUCGAGUAUUAGAACAAUUCCUAAAGCUAUAGAAGGGGAACAGGUUGCGGCCGGUUGGCCUUCUUGGCUCGCUGAGGCAGCCGGAGAAGCUGUCAGUGGUUGGCUACCUCGUAGAGCAGAUACAUUUGAGAAAUUAGAUAAGAUUGGUCAAGGAACAUAUAGCAAUGUGUACAAGGCUCGUGAUCUAAUAAACAAGAAAAUUGUUGCAUUGAAAAGAGUGCGGUUUGAUAAUAUGGAUUCCGAGAGUGUCAAGUUUAUGGCAAGGGAAAUAGUUAUCUUGCGAAGGCUUGAUCAUCCAAAUAUAAUAAAACUCGAAGGAUUGGUCACUUCACGGACUUCAUGCAGCUUAUACCUUGUUUUGGAGUAUAUGGAACAUGAUCUAACUGGACUUGCAUCACUACCUGGGGUCAAGUUCACAGAACCACAGGUCAAAUGCUACAUGAAACAGCUGCUAAGUGGACUCGAUCAUUGUCAUACUCAAGGUGUCCUGCACCGCGACAUAAAGGGGUCAAAUCUUUUGAUUGAUAAUCAUGGAAUCUUAAAAAUUGCAGACUUUGGGCUGGCAAGUUUCUUUGAUCAUCGGCAAAAUGUGCCAUUGACAAGCCGGGUUGUGACUCUUUGGUAUCGGCCACCAGAACUGCUACUUGGAGCAACUCUUUAUGGAGUUGCUGUGGACUUGUGGAGUGCAGGAUGCAUCCUCGGAGAGUUAUAUGCCGGAAAACCUAUCAUGCCUGGCCGAACAGAGGUUGAGCAACUACAUAGAAUCUUUAAGCUUUGUGGUUCACCAUCCGACGAUUAUUGGACGAAAUCAAAAUUACCACACUCAACAGUCUUCAAACCUGCCCAGCCUUAUGAACGACGUAUGCAAGAAGCUUUUAAGGAUUUUCCUUCACCUGCUAUCCAGCUAAUGGAGACCUUACUUGCGAUAGAUCCUCAACAAAGAGGAACUGCAGCCCUCGUUCUCAAGAGUGAGUUCUUUACAACUAAACCGCAUGCUUGUGAUCCUUCAAGUUUGCCACGAUAUCCUCCUAGCAAAGAAAUUGAUGCCAAAAUGAGAGAUGAAGAAGCUAGAAGACAAAGAGCAGCAGGAGUGAAGGACCAAAAGCUUGACAAGGAAAGCAAAAGACCAAAAGAACCUUGUGCAGUGCCAGCUCCGGAUGCUAAUGCUGAGUUAGUCGCAUCAAUUCAGAGAACGCAGGAGCGUGCAAGAAGCGAGCUGUUGAGCAAGUCCAAGGGUUUUCCUAUCAAGCAACCCGCAAUCUCAACAAAAGAUGCAACUAAAGAUGUGGAACGUCUUCCUCCAAUGAUGGAAUCUUAUUCAGGGCCAUUGGUGGCAGGUGGUGGAUGGACACAAUCACAGAAGAAAUAUGGUGAAAUUUCUUCCCAUCUAACAAAGAGUCAAAUGGGUAAGCAGAUAUCAGAAUCAACCGAAGAAUUUAUGCAUACAAGAAAGCACGAAGAGAGGGAUCUUCCGGCUGGUCCACGUCGUGUAGAAAGUGGAAGAGCUAGUAAUCAAGAACCCAUGAUGGAUGGUGAAGUAUACAAGAUUCAUUUCUCUGGUCCCUUGGUUUCAUCAAAUGUUGAUCGGAUGCUUAAAGAUCAUGAGCGGCAGAUCCAAGAAGCUGGUCGGAGAGCACGUCUUGAGAAGACCAGGCUCAGUAAACUUGCAGUAAGUGCAGUGUAGAUAGCCACGUAAAAGCUCGACGGUCCGUAAUUAGAACUUCGUCAUACCAGUUUUUAACUUUUUUUUUGCUGGAAUUUAAGAGUAGUAUAUUUUAUAUUCUGAAGAGAAGGGUCGAUUGUGUUUGUAAGAAAAUAUAGGAAGCAGUAAGUAUUGGCAUGAUUUUUGAAG